Molecule: messenger RNA, 701 nt
Organism: Tilletiaria anomala UBC 951
Lineage: Eukaryota; Fungi; Basidiomycota; Exobasidiomycetes; Georgefischeriales; Tilletiariaceae
Exons: 1
Coding region: 257-499 (80 amino acids)
Source: RefSeq, a predicted model, not a curated record
GGCAGCUUGGCAAUCAGCUGACAAGGGGACACAACGGUUCAACACUACUUCAGGAGGAGCUUCGCCAACAUCGUAAGAAUACCAGCGAGAGGAUUGGAACAGUUAUGUUCAGCAAAUAUUACACGCACUGUGGUAAGGGAAAGUCGACUUGCUGCAAUUGCGACAAGCAAAGCCACCGGCAAAAGAAUGUCUAUCGAAAUGACGUGCUCAGAGUCACUUCUCGGCUGAGAAACUGCCUGCCGCUUCCACAGUUACCAUGUCUGCCCUCAUCCUAUGCAGCGUUGCCCUGCAGCGCACGAGUUUCAACAACAUCAUCAUCCUCGACAUUGGAUCUUCGCAACACCUUAUCACUCAAGGCACAGCUCUCACAAACAAGGUCAAGGAUUCUGCCGCCGUCAAGCUCUCCAAUUGCUGCACAAUGAGGGAAAUGGCCAAGGGUUAUUAUGUGCCCAUCCAUGUCGACACCGAUAAAGGCAACGUCGUCAACAUCUAUCUCUAGAAUGCACUUGAGUUCCAGGGCAUGCAGCGGGACCUCAUCAUUGUCAGCGGAGUCAAACUCACGGAGGCCAGCGGCGGCAUCACGCUCAAGAAGGAUGGGGCGACGGCUACCUUGGGCACAUAGCCUAUUGGAGGGAUGGCUCGUUUCGCACGAGAUGAGAUGCUAUGACCUCUUGUUGUUAUCUACGCUACACGAGCUCUGG